AUGUCACAGACAAGACAUCUUGUACAUAUAAAGGGUGUAAAUGAUGUAGAGAAUCUAAGUGAUCAUACAUUUCAAACAACAGGUAUACAUGAUAUUGGUAGAGGAGAGACCUUGAACAUCUCCGAGAAGAAGUGUUCAAGAAAGCAACUAUUACUAAAGUUGGAUGAUAAUUCAAACUAUUACUUAAUAGCUAAUGGAGUCAAUCCAUCAUAUAUACGCAAGCAUGAUAAGGAUUACUUUAUGCAGAUGACCAAGGGAGAGGAGUAUAGACUUGAUGAUCAAGAUCACUUCUCUUUACUCUAUGAACACUUGACAUACUUGGUCAACAUUGUACCAAAUCCAUCUUAUGUAUCAACAUCAUCAGGAGCAACGUCUUCAUCAUCAUCGACAUCAACAUCUAUAUCAAUGAAACGAAAGAUGGUUGAUGAUGUGGAUAAUAAUGGAGCAGAUAAUGGUAGUGAUGAUAGGAUAGUUGACAAGAAGAUAAAGGUACAGACUCAUGUUGCUGACCAGAUUGAUCAACCACAACUGCCAGUAUGUCCCUUUGGAACUGGUUGUUAUCGAAAGCACAGUCAUCCAUGGAAUGACAAACCCAAGCCAUCAUCAACUACAUCAUCAUCCGCAUCCACGUCCAUAUCUACUUCUACAUCUACAUCAGCAUCUACAUCAACAUCCACAGCAAACAAACCGUCAUCACCAUCGAUAGCUUCAACCAAGCCAACUCCAUCACCUACAGCAUCGCCUGUAAAGCCAAACAAACAUGUGCCACAAGCAAAUACAAAGUUGCAGAGUGAUCAAUUCGAUGAUCUGAUCUUAUCAGACUCGAACGUUGCCAAGCCAACCAAGGCUCCUCCCGUCGCCAGCACUGUAACAAUCAAACCAUCAUCAAUCUUGAAACCUCUGCCGGCCAAUGCACCGGCCAAACAACCAUCAAACAACAACGCCACAGCCACAGCCACAGCCGCCCCAUCCUCCACCUCAGCUCCAUCAUCAACAUCAUCUCAAACAUCAUCAAUAUCAACUGCCAGAUACAAGAAGAAGAAGAUCAAUCCUUCCAAGCCAAGGACAAUGACAUUCCCAUUCAUAUCCACGUUUACAUGCAGCUUUGAUCCAGUCAAGGCAGCGGACAUUGCCGCCAAGGAGAUCCAUGCCUACCUAUCCUUCCACAAAGGAGAGGACGACAUCAAGCUCACCAUGGUGGUCGACAAGUCCAUUUGCACUGAUCAAUUGAUUGAUCAAUUCAAGAAGGUCACUGGAUCAGACUGGGAAUCUGGAAGAUUCACUGUUGUUGAGCAUGACGUUGUGUCGGACGAACAGUACUUUAACAACAGCAGUCGGUAUAUUGCAACAGAGACGACAUGGAGAUUGAAGAGGACACCUCAGAAUAAGUCUUUGUACGAGUUGCUUGGACCAUCAUUUGAGAAGGAUACAAAGGCACGACAUCCAAGUACUGGCAAGGUGCCCAAUGUCUAUGCCGUGCCCAUCACCGACAAUGACUGUCUGAUGAAGCGAGAGUAUGGCGUGGCGGCAGUCUUCCUUACGAUUGGACCCAACAUGAAUGAGCAGAAGCCAGACUGUCUAAAAGACUACGAUCAAGCCUCCUCACUACUUCGACAAACAUAUCAAGAGCUAUUCAGUGCACUUGACAACUUUGAAUAA
Messenger RNA from Acytostelium subglobosum LB1, 1659 nucleotides. RefSeq lists its product as hypothetical. NCBI's taxonomy places the organism in Eukaryota, Evosea, Eumycetozoa, Acytosteliales, Acytosteliaceae. Bases 1 to 1659 code for a protein of 552 amino acids. The transcript has 4 exons. Gene Ontology annotation, molecular function: DNA-(apurinic or apyrimidinic site) endonuclease activity; protein binding; 3'-5' exonuclease activity. The record is from RefSeq and is a predicted model, not a curated record. Gene Ontology annotation, cellular component: nucleus; site of double-strand break. Gene Ontology annotation, biological process: double-strand break repair.